AAAGCAUUAUCCGUUUGUUUUUUUUAGUUGUUUUAUUUCUUUUUGGAUUCACAAAAUAAUUAGUUUAUUUUUAGCAAGAAUUUAACAAUUUUGUUAAUAUUUACUUUUUUUAAAUAUUUUGAACCCUAGAGAAAUGAAAAAACUUUCUUUGAUUGCUGCUGUCUGCCAAAAUGGUGGAAUUGGUAUAAAAGGGGAUUUACCUUGGCAUUUGAAGGCUGAACUGAAAUAUUUUUCGCGGAUGACCAAGAAAGUAAACGACAGUGCUAAGCGAAAUGCCAUUAUCAUGGGAAGAAAAACUUAUUUCGGAGUUCCGGAGGCUAAGCGCCCCCUGUCGGAGAGAUUAAACAUCGUUCUGACACGUGAUCCUACUGCGAAUGUGUACCCAGCAGGAGUCAUGGUUUGUACUAGCAUGCAAGAAGCUUUGGAUCGACUGGACCAGAGUCCUUUGGUGGAUGAAAUUGAAACUAUUUGGAUUGUGGGUGGAAAUGCAGUUUACAAAGAGGCGAUGGAGUCGGAUCGCUGCCAUCGUUUAUACAUCACAGAUGUUAAGGGAACAUUUAACUGUGAUGCGUUUUUUCCAGAGAUAACUUCAGAUUUUAAGCUGGUUAAGAACGAUGCAGAUGUUCCGGAAGAGAUUCAGGAGGAGAACGGAAUUCAAUAUCAAUAUAAAAUUUACGAAAAGUGCUAACUGGUUUAUGGUUAACUAUGCAAACAUUCCAGUUUAUGAUCUUCAUUCCAUUUUUCGUUACAAAUACACUUUGUUUUGAAUUUAUUUU
Molecule: messenger RNA, 776 nt
Organism: Culex quinquefasciatus (southern house mosquito)
Lineage: Eukaryota; Metazoa; Arthropoda; Insecta; Diptera; Culicidae
Product: dihydrofolate reductase
Exons: 2
Coding region: 134-688 (184 amino acids)
Biological process (GO): tetrahydrofolate biosynthetic process; glycine biosynthetic process; folic acid metabolic process
Cellular component (GO): mitochondrion
Molecular function (GO): NADP binding; dihydrofolate reductase activity
Source: RefSeq, a predicted model, not a curated record